Molecule: messenger RNA, 978 nt
Organism: Rhineura floridana
Lineage: Eukaryota; Metazoa; Chordata; Lepidosauria; Squamata; Rhineuridae
Gene: PRDX5
Product: peroxiredoxin 5
Exons: 6
Coding region: 86-736 (216 amino acids)
Biological process (GO): cell redox homeostasis; cellular response to oxidative stress; hydrogen peroxide catabolic process
Cellular component (GO): mitochondrion; peroxisome; cytoplasm
Molecular function (GO): thioredoxin peroxidase activity
Source: RefSeq, a predicted model, not a curated record
AAUUGGAGAGAGAGAGAGAAAGUCAAGGGGCUUUGCGCAAUUUACAGGUGGAGGCGGAGGAGAGCUUCAAAGGCCGCGGGUUGCCAUGGCAGCUGUCACACCCGCGAUUUCCACGGCAACGGGGUGGAAAGGGGCGGGGGCGCUGGGCUUGCUGAGCCGUCGCUGCUGGGGCGCAAGUUCAGGUGCCCCACUUGCACGAGCCGCGGUCCCCCAGCGGCGGGCCUUCGGAUCCCGAGCGCCGGCCAUGGCGGCCCUCAAGGUUGGAGACAAGCUACCCAGCGUGGAGGUCUACGAGGGUGACCCUGGCACCAAGGUGAAUGUGUCGAGUCUCUUCAAGGGCAAGAAGGGCAUCCUUUUUGGGGUGCCAGGUGCAUUCACCCCAGGUUGUUCAAAAACCCACCUCCCAGGUUACGUGGAAAAGGCAGGACAACUUAAGGGGAAGGGAGUGGAGAUCAUCGCCUGCUUGUCUGUCAAUGAUGUCUUUGUCAUGAAUGAGUGGGGAAAGGCUCACCAAGCUGAGGGAAAGGUGCGGAUGUUGGCUGAUCCGACGGGAGCCUUUGGGAAGGCCACAAACCUUUUGCUGGACAAGGAGCCCCUCCGGGAGCUGUUUGGGACCCAGCGAUCCAAACGGUUCUCCAUGGUGGUUGAGGAUAGUGUGGUGAAGGCCUUAAACAUAGAAGAAGACGGGACAGGCCUCACCUGCAGUUUGGCCAACAACAUUGUAUCUCAGCUCUGAGCCCCGGACACCUGGGUCCCUCAAGGCCUCAUCUCCUGAGGCCUGGCGACAUGACACGCACGCCCCACCACUUUGCGGAAGGGAUGGUGGGCGGAUUUUCCCUUCCAGCAUCUAGGUCUGGAUUUGACCUGCGCGUGAGCAGGGAUGUACUCUGCGUAGUUGCUUUUUAAUCCUUUCUCUGUCGGCUCGGUUGUCUAGGGUGUAAUUGCCUGAAAUAAAAUUAUGCUGCAUUUGUCUGUUGA